This is a messenger RNA of Arctia plantaginis, 924 nucleotides long. The record is from the annotation of a GenBank genome assembly. NCBI's taxonomy places the organism in Eukaryota, Metazoa, Arthropoda, Insecta, Lepidoptera, Erebidae.
AUGUGUUACAAAUUUCUUCUCCUGAUACUUCUCCCAGCACUUGCCUACGGUAAUGUCAAGAUUAAAAUCAAAGGAAACAAAAAUAUUACUGACGCUUCAGUCCAGUUCAGUGGCAAAGAAAAAGCAAUUAUCAGUGAAGAGGAACGACAGGCUUUUCAACUUGACGACGAAUCCUUAAAAAGAGCCUCAAAAAUAUUUUCAGGAAAACGUUGCACAGACGUCUUUCUAAAACGUCCGACGCCCUGGGAAGAUGUUUAUCGUAAAUUUGGCUGGAAAGAGAUCAAGAGAACUCUAAAACCAGUACAAGCUCGAAUAAUCGGUAUUAACGUGAAACCAGUAGCUAUUGCUACAGCAGAGUAUAAAAAUAAUCAAACAGCAUAUACAGUUAAACACAAAGCAGCAGUUAAACAAACUGUAGAAGAAACUGUUACUCAUACAUGGAAUAAAAGCAAAGAAUUGACCAUUGGAAAAGAUUUUAGUUAUACCAUACACUUUGGUAAGGGAAAUACUGGUGGUAAAAUUAGUUUAUCCCAUACCUCGAAAUGGGGUAAUGAUACUACAAAAGAAAGGAAAAUAACAAUUGGAACUAAAUCGAGUGUUGAAGUUCCACCUGGUGAUGGAGUAUUGGCAACUCUAGUUGCCACGCAAGUUACAAUGGAAAUUGAAGUUGAAUACGAAGUCACUGUUGCUGGACACGUCUUUUGUAACUAUCAAAAUGGGUAUAGGGGUCAUCAAUGGUGGGCGUAUCCCCUAUGGUUACUUCAAAAGGAUGGAAGUUUACCGACUUUGGUGAAGUCUAGUGAGAGAAUAUCGAUUGGUUUCUAUACGAAUAUGAGGAUUGAGUUGUCAGAUUUAGAGACAGGCGCUGUCGUCAAAACAGUGGAUGCUCAAAUCAUAAAAGUACUUGACUUUGAUAAAAACUAA